Molecule: messenger RNA, 4769 nt
Organism: Ahaetulla prasina
Lineage: Eukaryota; Metazoa; Chordata; Lepidosauria; Squamata; Colubridae
Exons: 19
Coding region: 12-1802 (596 amino acids)
Molecular function (GO): catalytic activity
Source: RefSeq, a predicted model, not a curated record
CCUCCUGAGCCAUGAAGGACGAAGGCUGGCAACUAUCGACGGUCGCCUGGGGAGCCGCGCUUUUCGUUUUGGUUUAUUUAGGUUUCUUGCGGCGUGUUACUGGUGCGGCUGGCACAGCUUUUCACCGCCGGCGGUCGGGCCGCUUCGAAAAAUCUUUCAGUCCUCCCGUGGACGCGGCUUUUGGACAACUUUUUUUAGUGCCAUUUUUAAUGCGGAUGAACAAUUUUACUGCUCUACGCUACCUUGAUAUUCCUGAAGAUCCUACUUUCGUGCCAUUGGUGGCUUCAGAAAGAAAAGAGCACAAGUCAGGAUCAAAAAAUGUCUCAGCAAUUCUCCAGAGUUUGAUGGAAUCAAGUUCAUGUUCUGCAAGUUCUGCUUUCAGAUUUAAAGGGAUUCAGGAUUACUUGAAAUGCUAUAGAUCUGGAGAGAUGACGCCCCGACAAGUUGCCAAGAACAUUAUUGUUGCUCUGAAAGAAGUUGGGAAAGCAGAUCCUAACCUCCAGGCAAUUGCUCAGUGGAAUGAGGAGGAGAUAAUGAAGAUGGCUGAAGAAUCCACAGCUCGUUACAGAGGCAAACAGCCUCUCUCGCUCUUGGAUGGAAUUCCAGUGUGCUUAAAAGAAGAAAUUAAAGUGGUGCCCUAUCACCACCGAAGUGGAACUGUAUACUUGGGCACAAAGCCGGCGACUGAAGAUGCCACUGUGACAAAGAAACUACGGGAGGCUGGUGCCAUUAUCAUUGGCGUCUCAAACAUGCAUGAAUUGGGUAUUGGGACCACUGGAUGUAAUCCUAAUAGAUAUCAUGGCACAACUAGAAAUCCAUACAAUCCCCAGCAUUUUACUGGUGGUAGUUCUAGUGGAUCAGCAGCAGCAGUGGCUGCAGGCCUCUGUCCACUGGCUGUUGGUACAGAUGGAGGUGGUUCUGUGAGGAUCCCAGCUUCUUUCUGUGGUAUUGUGGGAUUGAAAGGUACGUUUGGACGGAUCAGUGGAUUUGGGUGUCAUCCUCUCUCAUAUUCUACUGUUAGUCUUGGUCCUCUCUGCACUUCAGUGGCAGAUGCUGCUAUUGCUUAUGCUACCUUGGCUGGGUCAGAUUUACAGUAUCCAUAUGGAUUGCACCAACCUGAACCAUCCUUCUCAGAAAAUGUCAACACUGAUCUGAAUGGUUUAAAAUUGGGAAUUGAUUGGAGUUUCUUUAAGGCAUGUGAUACUGAAAUCUUAGCUGUCUGUCAAAAAGCAGUGGAGUUCCUAGUGGACUUAGGAGCCUCAAUAGUUGAAGUAUCUUUGCCAGAGAUAGAAGAGGUUCGCGUGGCUCAUGUAAUCUGCAUUCUCAGUGAAAUGAGAGAUUUCCUGCAGCCUGACUUCAACAAUCAGUUUGAACAAAUGAAUUUGGAGACUCGUUUGAACCUUGCAAUUGCUUCUCAAAUCACAGCCCUGGACUAUAUUAAGGCAAAUCGGCAGCGGAGUCGAAGCAUGGCUUCCCUGAAAGAGAUAUUUUCAAAGGUGAAUUGUCUCCUUACACCAGGUACUGCAUGUUGUGCCCCAGCGAUCCAUGAAUCAGACCUCCUGACUGGAUGUAGUGAUGUUCAGACAACUCUACGGACCAUGAGAUACAUGCAGUUGGCCAACUUGACAGGCAUUCCAGCCCUAGUGGUACCAGUUGGAUAUACAAUUUCAGGGCUUCCCAUCAGCCUUCAGAUGAUGACGAAAUGGUGGAAUGAAGCGUUGCUGUUCCAAAUAGGCCUGAAACUGGAGCAAUUUCGUGGUACACCAGCAAAACCAAUAAUUUACUAUGAUAUUCUGAGAUAAUAUGGUUAGCUUCAAAAUUCCUUAACACUUCCAGUUCCGUACAGUUGUCUGUUUAAAGUAUGAAUGGCUUAAGGGAAGACAGUUAGAAAGGUUUUCAGAACAGAUUCACCAGCUCCCAUUAAAAAAUGCAGAGAAAAUUAAAUUGGAAUGAAACAGUAACUUACUAAAGGAUGUACAGUGCUGUAGGUGUCUGCGGUGUUUACAGUUUAUACUGAUACCAAUUGUUUAUAAAACAUCCAGAUGCUGCAGAGUUUUGUGAUGGAGCAGAUUCUAUUCAGAUACAAUUUGUUUGAAUGCAUUUUAAAUACUGUAUGUGGCAUUUGCAUUCAGCAUAUAUAUAUAUAUAUAUAUAUAUAUAUAGGUCUUUGGUUCCUCAGAAAACCUCAGAAAACACACACACACACACACAUAUAUAUAUAUAUAUACAUAUAAUGGCAUAGUAUUCUUGAUGUUUCUUGCAUGGAAAAUACUUUUUAGAAAGGGUGAUGGGCAUUUACAGAUUUUUUUUUAAACCCAACUCUGACAAAAAAACUAACAAUAUAUACUCUCUAGUGAUAUUGCACAAUUGUAUUUCUUUAUAGUUCAGCAGAACGUUAAUUUCUUGUGUCAAAAUGAAAGCAAAUCAUUUUACCAGUUCCUAUAGGCUUGUGCAUCCAUGCUCCUUUUCAAAGUGAUAGAAAGCAAUUGAUUCAGAAAUUAUGAUGCCUCUUAGUUGGCAUCACCAUCAUUAAUACAAUAUUUCAUGCAAUGGAUUUGUUCACUUAUCCGAGUUUGAGAUAAAAUUAAUACAAUAUUCAGAAAACUCUGGAAAAUGCUAUUUCUUUUCCUGAUCAUGUGAAUGUGGCCAUUCUCAGGAUUGAUGUGGCAGUUUCCCAAACAUUAAUUUCUAAAAUUGAAGUUUGGACAUGCCUCAAAAUAGUAUUUAAGAAGUCAUGGAAAUAACAUACAUAUUAUCAUUCUAAACCAAGCCAUCCUUAGGGCAAACAAUAUUGAAGACAUGAGAAUUUUUUCAGAAAUAAUCUUAGGAUAGUUGCAACCAUUGUCAUAAUAAUCACCAGACUAGACUGACUUUUGGUUUUGAAAUUAUCGGUGGAUAAAACCCUGGAUUUGGAUAUGAAACCACAUUCUCAGUAGAUAUUUCACUGAAUAAUAAACAUAAUAGAAACUAGUGUUUUUUUCAGCCUUACCUCACACAACAGGCUGUAUUCAAUGAACGAGAAGAGGGAAUACACAGAUUGUGCAGGUUUUCUUGAGUUUAGGAGUGGUGGUCUCAAAUUAAUGUUAAAUUGAACAAUAUGAGGGCAUAAGCCUCUGUAAAAGCAAGUAACUAUUCCCCUUUAUCCGUUCCUUUGUAACAUUCACAAAAUUUGUGAUUGAUUGAAAGUUAAAAUUCGGUCCUCCUUAAUAAUGGUAUAUUGUUAAAAUGAUAAGAAUAAGACUCGUUUCCUAGAAAAGCCUUUCUGUUCUUCAACCUAACUAAAGUAUUCUGGUAUAAAGUAAAUCUAAAGCCCUUAGUAUACAGGUAGUCCCUGAUUUACAACAGUUCAUUUACUAACUGUUCAAAGUUACAAUGGCACUGAGAAAAGUGCCUUAUGACCAUUUUUCACUCUUAGGACUGUUGCAGUACCCUAAUAGUUACAAGAUCAAACUUUGGAUGCUUGGCAACUGACUCAUAUUUAUGACAGUUGCAGUGUCCUGGGGUCAUGUGAUCACCUUUUGUGAUCUUACAAGCAAAGCCGAUGGGGAAGUCAGAUUCACAUAACAACCAUAUUACUAACUUAACAACUGCAGAGUCACUUAACAACUGUGGCAAGGAAAGUCAUAAAAUGAGGCAAAAUCCAAUUAACAAAUGUUUCACUUAGCAACAAAAAUUUUGGCCUCAAUUGUGAUCGUAAGUUGAGCGCUACCUAUAUUAGAAAACUUAAAAGUUUUUUAUUAUUGUCAAAUUUUGUAAAAGUACUGGGUGAAGGGCAUCCAAAAAGGAUUCUCAAUCUCUUACAACAUUGAUUUUCCUGCUCUUUUAUGUAUUUCAAGUGGUAUUUCUGUAGGGGUUUUUUUUGUUUCUGUGAGUGGAUUUUAUUUUGUACUAAAUGUUUUGCCACAAUCUAGUACGGCCAAAAUAUACCCCAGAAAAACAAGCAGCGGAGCAUCUAUAAAUAAGUAAAAGCAAUUAUUGUCACACUUGUCAUUCCAUUAAAGAAAAUAAAUUAAGAUUAAGAUUUUGCAUAUAUAAACUACUACAGAGGAGGACUUAAUCCUCAUUCCCAAUUUGUCUAUAUUCUUUUCACUUUGGAAAAAAAUGAUAAGGUGCUUAACAUACUUCUAUUAGAAAAAGCUGUAGUUCUCAUGUUGCUCUGCAGUUCUAUAGGGCUCAUAUGUGCUGCUGUGCAUCCUGUCAUCUGCCCAAAGUCUAAUCAUUUUGUAUAGCAUCUUGACAUGUAAAAAAAUUCAUUAAAGCAAGGAAGAGGCAACUAUUAUGUGGCAGAAGGUUUAGCUGGCAUUCCAAGACAGGUUAUCUGAUCCAGGCUGUAAUAGCUGAGAGGCCAAGGUAAGAGCGCUAUCCAAUUUUGUGUUGCCAUCUUGUAGCCAUUUACAUGUUCACUGUUCACAUUUGGUAACUCUUAAUUCACAGAACUGACUGAAUGUUUUCACAAAAUAGCUGUUAUGGUCAGUCACAAAACAUUCAGAUCACAGAAUGAGCACUUGCUUUUAUCCCUAUUUCUGGGCCAAUGGACAUAGCUUCAAAAAGAGGGACUAAGCUUGCUUUCUUAGAUGCCUUAAGAGUGCUGAACAUUCUUAGAAGUUACUCAAGACUAGUAGUUUGCAGAGGCCAGUCCCAUUUAAUUCUUUUUAAUUAAAAAAACUGCCAAAGAAGAUGACCAUGGGCCCUACUUGGAUUACUCCAUUGCAGAACAAAGAAUUAAAAACUUGUGUUUAUCUGUAAUUAUAAUAAAAAAAUGAAAAGAC